AUAUGAUCAAAGCACCGGCAGUCAAGCUGUUCUAUGCCCCAGGGUCUUGUUCCUUAGCUCCGCACAUCCUCCUCCACGAGACCGGGAUAGCUUUUGAAGGCGUUCGCAUGCGACCCGGAGAAGCGCGCGACGCGUAUCCAGAGUCCUUCCGACAAAUCAACCCUAAAAUGCGAGUCCCUGCCAUAUCUCUCGACGGGGAAGUUGUCACCGAGCUACCAGCCGUUAUGACCGUUAUAUCGAACCUGGCUCCCGAGAAACACUUCAUGGGAAGGUCUCCACUCGAAACGGCGAGGGUAUACGAGUGGAUGAAUUGGUUGUCGGGGACGCUGCACUCUCGAGGCUUUGGACAUUAUCAUCGUCCGGACCGGUUUACGGAUGAUACCAAUGGAUUGGAGGGCGUUCGGAGCUCGGCUAAAAGGACGAUCUUGGAGUGUUUUGAUGACAUUGAGGGGAGACUGCAUGGGUUAUAUGCUGUGGGUGAUCACCUCACUGCUGUCGAUCCUUUUUUGUUUGUGUUCUAUCGAUGGGGAGUGAAGCAGGGGAUUCAGGACAUGAAGAUGUAUUCGCAGUACUCGAAACUGGUGUCGAAUUUGGUCAGACGUGAGGCUGUCGCGGCUACCUUGGAAGCGGAGGAUAUCAGUUCAUAUAUAGAGGGCAGCUAA
Molecule: messenger RNA, 662 nt
Organism: Aspergillus steynii IBT 23096
Lineage: Eukaryota; Fungi; Ascomycota; Eurotiomycetes; Eurotiales; Aspergillaceae
Product: glutathione S-transferase
Exons: 1
Source: RefSeq, a predicted model, not a curated record